GCAAACAAGCUACGGACAAAAACCCUGAAGAACACGCUGAACCCAGUGUGGAACGAGACGCUGGUGUACCAUGGCAUCACAGCAGCUGACAUGACCACAAAAACGCUCAGGUUGUGUGUAUGUGACAUGGACAGGCUCGGCCGAAAUGAAUUCAUCGGAGAGGUGAGGGUGGCCCUGAAGAAACUGAAAGAGGGCGAGAACAAACGCUACAAUAUGGGCUUGGAGAGAAUUGCACAGAAUAAAGAAACUAACAAUCAAACGGUGGAGCAGGGAGCGCUCGUGGCGGAGGAGGAGCGCGGCCGCAUCCUGGUGUCACUGUGCUAUAACACAGAGAAGAGCUGUCUGCUGGUUGGUAUCAUACGCUGUGCCCAUCUGGCUGCCAUGGACUCCAACGGCUACUCUGACCCCUUCGUCAAAAUCAUCUUGCAGCCUGAUAUGGGGAAAAAGUCCAAGAACAAGACUUCAGUGAAAAAAAAGACUCUCAACCCUGAAUUCAAUGAGGAGUUUUCAUACGAAGUACCCGUGGACCAGCUGGCGAAGAAAACCCUGGAGAUCUCUGUGUGGGACUACGACUUGGGAAUGAGCAACGACUUCAUAGGCUCAGGGGAAACUCCAUCGAUCUCUGUUUGGAGGCGGUGGUAGUGUUGUGGGGGUGGAGAUGACAAAGUGCCG
Molecule: messenger RNA, 672 nt
Organism: Paralichthys olivaceus (Japanese flounder)
Lineage: Eukaryota; Metazoa; Chordata; Actinopteri; Pleuronectiformes; Paralichthyidae
Source: RefSeq, a predicted model, not a curated record